Molecule: messenger RNA, 4221 nt
Organism: Aspergillus nidulans FGSC A4
Lineage: Eukaryota; Fungi; Ascomycota; Eurotiomycetes; Eurotiales; Aspergillaceae
Exons: 4
Coding region: 1-4221 (1406 amino acids)
Source: RefSeq, a predicted model, not a curated record
AUGAGCUCAUCGAACCAUUGGAUCUCACUCUUUGUUGAACAUUGCCUUUCGAGCUACGAGACCGGGCGACACCCCGGUUCGGAUUGGGAAGACGAUGGGAGCAACAUUCGGUUUUCCUCCUCCGAGCAACAGCUUGCACGGAUUACCGAGUGGAGCGAAGUAAACAAUGUUCCCCGACCCAGAUUGAGCGACUUGGAUACGCAAAUUGAAGCGGUCUUGUCAAGUGGAUCGUUGCAGGAGUAUAAUAAGGAUUUUCCGAAUAAACCGCUCAAUCGGGAUCGCUGCCUAGGUUAUACCAUCCAGUUGGACGAUUUCGAGCUGGUGUACGAAUAUCACGCCGGAAAACCAAACGUUCAUUUAUCUGGGCAUCAGGCAAUCGAACCAAGCCAAGAAACAGUGGACAGUAGCGGGCAAAACAACGGGGACGGCGAUAUCCUCGCCGAUGGCCAUACCCAACAUGUGCGGCAUCAGUUCAUGUCCCAGUUGCCUCGCUCUCAUUCAAGGUCUCCUGUUCAAAGCCCAAUCCAUGAUGCGGUGCUCAACUCGGUAAGACAACGAAAUACACAUCAUAUGUCUACAAGCAAUGUGAGUCACGUGCACCCUGAAAAGCAAGGAGCAGCAGAAGGAGACAGAGGAACACCGACAAGUGUUAGUUCCGAACCAUUUAUAACUCAGGCUAUAAAUCGUCCAUGCUCCGAAAAGGCAACCAGACAAAACUUUUCGCCGCAAAAAGCAGAGCGGCAGUCACCAAGAGGGGCAGUUGAGAGGUCAGGAUACUCAAACUCGCCUGAAAGGCAACCACAGUCUCAGCUUCAAUCUUGUGAAGAUGGCAUUCCUCUGCCGGCUAGCCCUGAUAAGAAUGCGAAGGCAAAAAUUGCCGAUCCGUGGGAAGGUAUGACAGGAAUCAGCAGCGUUGAUGUUACAGUGCCUGCCGAUCAGAAAGAGCUUUUGGACUCCAACCCAACGCCGUGGUAUCCGCCUCCGGAUGGAUGUCAACUAGCGUCAGGAAACGUGCCAAGGGCGCUGCUGGCUGAGUGGAAUGAGUUGGCUUCCCGACGGAAUCAAAUUGAAGACAAUAAGCCAAAAACUGUGGAUGAUACUCGUCCUAGCACGCCGGUUAGUGAGACGUCUUCUGAGUCGCUUGCAGAUUCUUGGGUUGAAACGCCCAAUCGAACACCCAGCCGUGGCGUGCUGCUGCCGAGGGAUAGUAGUCCGCUCAGAGAUAACUCCGUGCGUCCUCAGAGGGCGCAGAGCUCAGGGGACCAACAUAGCCUUGAAAACAACACAGACUCGCAUAUGCAGAUGGUCGAGGAGGAACCAGUGUCCGAGCUUGAUAGAAAUACAGACCCGAUAUCCAAAGCCUCGGUAGCUGCUAUGGCUGAGCCAAAUGCGAAAGCCAUUGCGCCAGAUAUGGUUUGCGAUGAUGGCGGCCAUGUUUUAGAGGACACCCAGUCAAACUCGAGGAUGGCAUCUGAUGACAGCAAUUCGAACUCAAAGAUAAACAAUGCGCCAGGCGCCAGGCCUAUCGCCCCAGGCAUAGGCCACGAUGACGGGCAUUAUACCAAUGUCAAUUCUGAAUCACAGAAGGACCCUGCGGUAGAUGCCGGGCCAAUUGCCAAGGCCCAGGUUGACAAGGGUUAUCAAUCGGACGGCAGUUCUAAUUCUGACGAUUCCGAGAAAAACGAAGCUCCAGACGUUGAAAUCUCUAAUCCAGACCCUGCUCUUGGGGGCGAGCAGGAAUCUGAAAGUAGUUCUGAUUCAGAAAUGAGCGUGGCAAUUCCCCGGCCGCUAAGUGGUAGCACGCAACAAGAGACAUCCACCCAAACAGUAUCAAGCCCAGAGCCGUCUCUUUCUGAAUUCGCGGGGCAAAAUGUUCAGGUGGUGGAAACCCCAGCGGUUCUCAGCAAAUCGCGUCCCGUACUGUCGGGCCAGGAUGCUUCAAGAACAGACCUCACUGAAAGCCAGUCUCAACCAGACAAAUCCUCCCAAUCACGCAUUCUCAACACCUACGCCAGUCAUGAAGGAGACAGCAAUGGAGGGACAUCACAAUGGAACUCCAUGUCUCUCCCAGCAAGUGCGCCAGACUCUUUAAGUUGUGUACAUGUAAUGGGCACCCCGUUGAGCAGCCAAGUCUCACCAACGCAACCAACUCCACGGUCACCAUCGAAUUCUAUCCAUACAUCGUCGGGGCCGAAUGUUGUCGAGGGUAGUGUACCUGCUGCUUCUUUAUACCAAACCCAGUCGUCCAAGGCUUCCUCAUCCCAUCACGAACCGCAUUCGUCAUCCAUGUUGUCUAUAGACGAUCUCCUCAAUCCAAGCAUACAAAGCUCUGUCCAAGGCAGCUCUUUUAGACCCGACCGCACGUCUCCACUGAAACGCCUUGCAUCUGAAACUGACAGCGAUCGCGGCUCACCCUUGAAACGAAGCAAAUUAGAUAUUAAGCCUACGGUAGUCAAAGCAGAAGGCGGACUUGACGAGACUAUUAUCGCCCGCCACCAGAACUACAUCAUCAACUCAGCACAGUCCGUCGAAGCAGCAGGGAUUUAUGAAAAAUUCCGCGGCGACUACCCGAAUUAUGCCGGUAAUUAUGAACACUUUAUAAAAUUGUGUUCCAGGUUGCGGUCAUUUCGGGAAAGGGGUAGUCUACAAAGGUCAUUUCUGUGGGAUGACUUCAUCAUCAAAAAUCUUGAUACUUAUCCUUCCUACCUUGCGGAGUGCCACUACAACCACAUCAAGCCCUUGGAAUACGAAGAGUAUUUCGCAGAGACCUUCUCAAAGCCAACUUAUAAAAGACGCAGCCUCGACAUUCCAGGAAUCAACGCGUGCGCGGCGCAGGUUGUCACCAUCGAUGAGUCUGUCGAGUCACGGGAGCCGGACGACGCAAAAACGUCAUUCACAGCAAGUCUCAGGGAGCAGCUUUCGAAACUCCAUACUCAUUCCUUUGCGGUGCAAGACCCAACGUCUCGGAAUGCAGUAUCUGAAGAUGGUCAAAACGCCGCAGAGUCAGAUUCCACAUCGCAAUACAGCAUUCCCGACAGCGAGCCCGCUCGCGCUGCGGCCCGGGAACAUGACGAUGAUUACAUGAACAUCGACCACCUACAGGAGACAGAUGACCUGCAUACUGUAUGGGAAAACAGCGACGAAGACAUGGAAAACACCGGCAUGGACGUUGAUGUCGAUGAUACGGGCCACGAAACGGCGAGCGUUGAGCUCGGCGACGAUGAGACCCCUACUGCUCUUCUAACCCCUGCACGGCACAGGUUUUGCUCAGAGCCCCAACCUGACAGCCUAGUACCGGACAGAAACAACAAGCGCGGUGUUUCAUCGCCAUCGACGUCAAGACGAAACAGGCUCACUAUCCAUACAACACCAGAGAGAUCAACUUUAGGCAUAGCCUCCAAGGCAGCCUCGGACGAAAGCGUCCACGGAGACGCCAAGCACGCCCUUGUCCCCAGAAACAAGUCUCUUACAAGCCAACCAACUUCAGAGACGGCUAUAGACGCGGCGUCAGGCAUGAUCUUAAAUACAAGCACUGGCUCCAAAGCGCCCAGCCCAAACAAGGACAAGGAGCCUGCUCAUGUCUUAACUCCAAAGCGAAACAAGUUCCCUAAUGGCCAGGUUGUAGAGACCCCAACUCCAGGAACAACGUCAAACCACUCCGGCCGAGGCAUGAUCGAAACUGUUAUCGAGAACAGAGGCUCAGCCAUAAAUGCAGCCGCCAAUUCCAACAUUGAAGCACAAGAUACUGAGCCCUACCCCGGUCCAAGCCCAAUCCGGAAAACCCAUCCAGCACUCCGGCGGCCAGAGAGACCUACUUCUGCUUCUGCAGGCGCUUCAGUCCCAGACAAGGACCACGAUGAUCAUAUCGGUAUCCAUAAUAUUAACAAUACAAAUGACAUCUCAGAAACCGAGGAAGUCGCUCUCUCCGCCUCACCCGACCCCAAAGGCAAGGGUAAAUCCCGCCAACAAGAAGCAGAAGAUGAAAGCGAGAAUGAGAACUGGUUCACCUCACUCCGGCAUAUCUUCCCUCAGAGAAAAAGUACAAAACCUGUCUGGUCCGACGAUCCCCACACCCCCUUAAAGCAGUGGGCGCGCGCAGACCAGAAUGUCCUUCUAGUGCGAAAUCAGCGCGGCGGAUUGAAUGUUCCUGUUGACGAGAGGGGCGUUAUUGGUCGGAUCCCGAGGAAGACAGGACUGAACCAGGGCAGCGAGCAUACCUAG